Cladocopium goreaui is the source of this 307-nucleotide messenger RNA. NCBI's taxonomy places the organism in Eukaryota, Dinophyceae, Suessiales, Symbiodiniaceae. The record is from the annotation of a GenBank genome assembly.
GUGCCAUCCUCCCCCCGACCUCCCAACCGCCCAGUGCCCAAAAGAGACACUCACAGCGACGAUGGCCGGCGCCUCACUCCAUCUGGAAAGGCCGCACCUUUGGCCCCCAAAGGGCCGCCAUCCACUUGCAGCACUGCAACCACAUCGGUGGGCACAGCGUCCUGCGGGCCGCCAUCCAUCAGUCACGCCAAGAGCUGGUCGCCUGCGCCCAUCUCCGGGGGAGCCACGCCCAAGGCACCGGAGUCCUUCGGCGACAUGGCCACCAGUCGUACCAAAAGGGCUGCUACGCCAGGAGCUCCUGCGGUGA